Penicillium mononematosum is the source of this 555-nucleotide messenger RNA. RefSeq names its product 2-hydroxy-palmitic acid dioxygenase MPO1. Lineage: Eukaryota; Fungi; Ascomycota; Eurotiomycetes; Eurotiales; Aspergillaceae. The transcript is spliced from 4 exons. The coding region runs from base 1 to 555 and encodes 184 amino acids. The record is from RefSeq and is a predicted model, not a curated record. Gene Ontology annotation, cellular component: endoplasmic reticulum. Gene Ontology annotation, biological process: sphingoid catabolic process.
AUGGCGCUUAAUCUUGAGAAACAGUUGCUCUUCGUCAACGUCGCAAUCCAUAUCACCUGCGUCCCAAUCCUCCUGUUUACCGGCAUCAUCCUCGCUUGCAACUGCCCGCCGCUAUUCACCCUCCCGGACAUCCUCCAAAUCGAAUACCUGCCCGCAAACGCCGGCACAAUCGGCGCUCUUAUCUACGCCACAUUCUAUGUCCUCUUAGAGCCCAUAGCCGGCGGCCUACUCGCACCCGCCGUGAUCGCAGCUGCAUACUACGGAAACUACUUCCUCAGCACGCACGGCAGCAUCGUGAACUACUGGGCGGGGCAUCCACGUCGUUUUGUCGGACACGGCGUGUUUGAGAAGCGUGCCCCUGCUUUGCUGGAUAAUCUUGUUCAGGCUUUCCUGCUGGCGCCGCUAUUCGUCUGGAUGGAGAUUCUAUUCUUCUUCGGUUAUCGCCCGGAGCUCAAGGUGCGCUUUGAGAAGGGCGUUGAGCUGGAGAUUCUGAAAUUCCGGAAGCAGGGGAAUGGGAAUGGAAAUGACAAGGGCAAGGGCAAGGCCGAGCAGUAA